Molecule: messenger RNA, 2722 nt
Organism: Dreissena polymorpha
Lineage: Eukaryota; Metazoa; Mollusca; Bivalvia; Myida; Dreissenidae
Exons: 5
Coding region: 365-2278 (637 amino acids)
Source: RefSeq, a predicted model, not a curated record
UGGCAGAACAAUCAAGUGGUUUGCUAUUUGCAUAAAAUAAACUCGAAAAGUAAGAAACACUUAAAUCAUUGUGAACAAUAAAUUUGGAUAACAUUAAGAGGAAAUGAAUCAUUUAUAGUUUUGGUAAAAUGGACUCAACACAAUAUUAAAAUACAAACUAAAUAUAACUGCUGAUCUCAUUGCUUGAACAAGGAUCUAAGUGCUAGCGUGUUUUUAUGUUAUUUUUGAAGAAACAUAUAACACCACAUUAUCUAACACAACGACAACGAACAGAUUAAUAAUCAUCUCUUUUGGAUAGUUUGGAAACGUGUCAGGGCUAUCUUUAAGAUUCAAAUUAGUUGAACGUUAACAUUUAAAUAGGACAAUGAAUAAGAGUCUUAAAAUAACAUGUAUUAAAUUAAUUGCAUGUACAGUGGUAUUAAGCUUGCAUUUAUGUGGAACUUUUGUGCCAGGAUGGAGAAUCAGGAGAGAAGACACGCUAACAAAUGCAACGCAUUCGUUUUCUUGUCCGCGCAUUGGUUUGUGGGUAGCGGAACUAUGUUCCAAAGAAUAUUGCAAUUACGUCUUUAUUCCAUCGAUGACAAAUGAUCAGACUGAUGAAAAUCCAACCACGUGGACACCUCACCUAGUUUUUGGCACGAUCAGUUUGCUGGCGAGUCUCAUAACUUCUUGGCUUAUCUGGGCUCACACCGUUCGGCCGAAAGAAUCUACCAGCGCAACAGCGGUUGAUUUGCUGAUGUAUACAUUCGCAUGCCUAUCAGGAAUAUGCUCGAUAAUUCCAAUGACCGAUGUUUUAAGCGAAAACGAAAAACUUCAGGAACGGAACAAUUUGAAGUUUCAGUCACCAUAUUCGCUAGUUAUGUUCGGAAUAGGCGGAUUUUCUAUGAUCUUAGUAGCGUCCUUAUCUGUAGUUUCUAAUUGGAAGAAGUGUCUGCCAUUAGGAGCAUUGACAUUUCCUUAUGUUGAUCAAACGGACCAAAACAGUUCACCAAACACUACUGCAUUAACAGAUGAGAAAAACGACAACAAUUGCAACAAUACAGUUGACCACGUACGAAGAAAACGAAUUAACAAAGCAAUGGUGUUGAUUAUCAGUGGUUUGAUUGUGUCGAAUGUUCUCACCAUUAUCUCAUUGGCAACAACGGGCUGGAUAAAAGUUAAAGACAUUAACUGCGAGCAAAUUGUUAAAUAUGGUCUGUUCUCUAGCGACCUUUGUGAUGAGUGCUCUUUGGUCCCAGAGUGCAGGAACGCAAUUGAGUUUACCGAAUCGGUCAAAGUCAAAAGCCUCCUGGCCUAUUUUUUCAACUUGUUUGCAUUAGCAGCUGCAUUCAUUAACAGACCACCAGCCUGGAGGGGAAUUCGAGCAAUGUUGAUGUUCGUGUUCUUAACGUGUCAAUUAUUUUCAGCUGUUUUUACCAUUAACGUUGCUGUCCAUGUGCUUAUUAUUCCACAAGAACAGUUGGACAAAUCAGUGGUGGUGUCAUAUUCAUUGUAUAUAUACGGUGUGGCAAGUUUACUUUCUUUAACAACAAGCUUGGUAACAAUAACAUACGUUAUCCACAACCGUUUACCCGAAAACCAUGGCACAUCGACCGACAAUACUAUAUCAAACGCAGCCAUAGUUGUCAUCGACGCCAAUAGGCAAGAGCAUACGAAGGAAUCUGCUUCGGCGAUGUUUGUGCCAGAAAUGUUACCGACUAAUGCACCGAGCGCGUACCUGGCUCUUUCUUUUGAUGAUACACAAGAGCACGUUUAUGGAUGUGCUUCAGGGAGUAUUAUGUCCGAAACGUCUCCGGUAUCUGAUAAACAGAACACGGUCGGUGCUGCAUCGAGCAACGUCAAUGUCAAUGCUGUAUCGAAUACAACCACGACAGAUUGUGCUGACGAUACUCUUGGUCACGACUAUGAACCUGUUUCGAGGAAAAUAAUAUCAACACGGUCCCACACAACCCGCGGACAUAGUAACACAAAUGCUAUAUCAACUUCUAACUUAAUUGUGGACGAUGGCAAUGCGUCAGAACACGUUUAUGAACUUGAAGAAGCAACAAUAUCUGCGAUUCCAGGAGAAUAUAAUCAUCGUAAUGCUACGUCAAAUGCAGUCAUGACUGCUGAUGAUGGCGAUAGAGUUAAAUACUCUUAUGAGCUUAUCCCGAUUACAAUAUUGAAGCAAGGUGAGCCAAAAGAUGGAUUUGUAAAAAUGUAUACCAAAAAAGACACAUUAGCGCCACCUCAAGUACCCUCAAACCCAUCGGAACGAGAUUAUGAACUCUAUUUCUGAAAUUUAAGUAAGACACUAGUUAUGUCAAAAAUGUUUAAAAAAAGCUGAGGAUUACAUAACAGUUUCUGAUAUAUUUAAUUUUACAUCCCAUAACAUAUUAAUUGUUAAUUUAAUGAGAUCUUACUUGCUAAAAUACUCUAGACAUGUUCAUAAAUUAACUUCCUACAAAUGUACUUGAUACAUUGAAGUAGUUGUUUUUACUUGUUCGCUUUCAUGCCUGUAAACACAUAUCUCUGUAUUCAUAUUUAACAUAGCAUCACACCUAUAAUAUACAUCUGCAGCAGAUACCCAUCGUAUGAAUGUACAAUAUGGUUUAUUAUUAUUCUUUUAAUAAAGUAGGGAUUCUUUAAAACGUUGAUGUAAUAACUGUAUGCAAAAUUGCCAUCGUUUUCUAAUUUUAUUUUACUGUUUGUAUUUAUAUAUUGAAUAAAAAAUAUACCUUUA